This is a messenger RNA of Tetrahymena thermophila SB210, 1057 nucleotides long. RefSeq names its product kinase domain protein. The transcript is spliced from 10 exons. Gene Ontology annotation, molecular function: small GTPase binding; GTPase activator activity. The record is from RefSeq and is a predicted model, not a curated record. Gene Ontology annotation, cellular component: cytosol; perinuclear region of cytoplasm; nucleus. NCBI's taxonomy places the organism in Eukaryota, Ciliophora, Oligohymenophorea, Hymenostomatida, Tetrahymenidae. Gene Ontology annotation, biological process: activation of GTPase activity; nucleocytoplasmic transport.
AUGUUAAAGUAGCUUGGUUAGGAAAUAUCUUUAUGCCAUAAAAUAUAGUCUUUAGUUUUAAGUAUACAGUAAUUCUAUUUUAUAAAUCUAAAUAAAUUUUAUAUUUAGUUUUUUAAUAACUCAUUAAGAGGAGAAAUAAUAUAAGACAAAAGUUCACCAAGUUAACCUUAAUUUUGGAAUUUAGUUUAUAAUUGUUCUUAAUUAUAAAAAAUAAAUAUUAUCUUAGAAAAUAAUAAAAUAGAAUAUACAGGAUUAUGUUUUUUGAUAUGUGAUAUUUCUAAAUGUAAAAACCUCAUUAGUUUAACUCUUAAUUUAUCAAAAAACAAUAUCUAAGCUAUUGGAGCCAUCUAGCUAGGGUAAGAGCUUCACAAUUGUAAAAAACUGAGUAAUCUUGACCUUAAUCUUUCUGAAAAUAAAAUUAAAAAUUCUGGUGUUUAAAUAUUAGGAAGUGAGAUCUGUAAAUGCUAAUUCUUAAAAUAAUUGACUUUAGAUAUUAUGAAUAACAAAAUAAAUGAUGAAAGUUGCAUAUAAUUUAUUUUAAAAAUUGCUAUUUUAACAAAUCUUUAAGUUUUAAGAAUCAAUUUUUAAAAAAAUAAAUUUUCAGAUCAAAUCACAUCAAUUUUAGGACAAGAGAUAGCUAAAUUCAUAAAUCUAAGUUAGUUGGUUUUGCAUUUAGGGUCAAAUGAGUUAACAGAACAUAGUACCUCACAAUUAUUUUAAGGGAUUCAUCAUUUAAUAUUUUUAAAAGACCUUUAAAUCAGCUUUUGUAAAAACUAGAUUUUCAGCUAAGGAUUAAAGUCUUUUGUAGAUAUUGUUUCUAAAAUGAACCACCUUGUAUCAUUGAAUGCUAAUUUUAAAAAGUGCAGAAUUAAAGAAUAAGAACUCAGAAAUAUUUUAACUGAAAUGAAAAAAAUGAAAAAACUAAAGAUGUUAGUUUUUAAUUUCAAGGAAAACAAUUUUACCUCUGCAAUAGUAUAAAAAUGCAAAUAAAUCAUCCUCAAAAACUUAAUUCGACUUUUAUUACUGAAAAUAGAUUAUUGAAUAUUGAUUCUAUUAG